Molecule: messenger RNA, 1274 nt
Organism: Camelina sativa (false flax)
Lineage: Eukaryota; Viridiplantae; Streptophyta; Magnoliopsida; Brassicales; Brassicaceae
Product: RHOMBOID-like protein 10, chloroplastic
Cellular component (GO): chloroplast membrane
Molecular function (GO): serine-type endopeptidase activity
Source: RefSeq, a predicted model, not a curated record
ACUCAAAGUCCCGUAGUUGGAAAAAGUCGGAGAAACGUGGAGGUGGAGAUGGUAUCAUCAUCACUGUCAUUACCUCACCAUAAUCUCUGGCCACCGGAAUCUGGAUCUACAGCGUUUCGAGGUCUCGCAACCGUCGUAUCCCUACACGCCUGCCACCAUGUUACCCGUCACCUUCGACUUAGCUCCCAUCUUCGCUCUUCCCUUCAGAAACUGCAGCUUCUUUCUGAAGCAGCGAGAAUGGAGUUUGCAAGAUACCAAAGAGUGAUUCUAUUCAAUGGAGAAAAUCUUCUCAAGUCUAGGGUUAAAUUGUCACCGUCCUCAUCGUUUGUAUGUUUCUUUAAUGGUGGAGAGAGUAGGAUUAAUAACCCUAGAGGAGGAGGUGAGGAAGGAUCAUCGAACCAUAAGGAGACUUCCAAGAGAAGUACAGUUAACGGAAGGCGAUGGACCAAUGUCCUCCUUGCCAUCAACGUAAUAAUGUAUAUUGCACAAGUUGCAUCAGAUGGGAGAGUGCUUACAUGGGGAGCCAAGAUAAACAGUUUAAUCGAAAGAGGUCAGCUAUGGAGACUGGCUACAGCUUCUGUUCUUCAUGCGAAUCCUAUGCAUCUCAUGAUAAAUUGCUAUUCUUUGAAUUCUAUUGGACCGACUGCUGAGAGUUUAGGUGGCCCAAAGAGAUUUCUUUCCGUUUACUUGACAUCUGCGAUUGCAAGUUCUGCAAUGAGCUACUGGUUCAACAAAGCGCCAUCAGUUGGUGCUUCGGGUGCAAUUUUCGGGUUGGUUGGCUCGGUAGCUGUAUUUGUUAUAAGACACAAACAGAUGGUCGGAGGUGGCAAUGAAGAUCUAAUGCAGAUAGCCCAAGUUAUUGCUCUAAACAUGACAAUGGGUCUAAUGUCCAGACGCAUAGAUAACUGGGGGCAUAUUGGUGGUUUACUUGGUGGAACUGCAAUGGCAUGGCUUCUAGGACCACAGUGGAAGUAUGAAUACACGACAAGAGACGGCCGGAGAGUCUUCAAAGACAGCGCUCCUAUUCCGCUUCUUUUGCGGUGGAGAAACGAACGGCGAGGACGGCUUUGAUUCAAGACCAAAGGAAGCUUAACAUUUUUUCAGUGCCUAGUGAAUAUAAGAAUGGAUUGAAUGAUUUGAUUCUUGGUUUAACGUAUUGUAUUAUAAAAGAAUACUGUGGACCGGAAAGAUCCUCUAGGAUGAUGAACUAAUUCCGAGUCCGAGCUUACGGCACACCUUGCAGUCAAAUAAUUGAUUAGUUCUUACGAAAGUUU